UGUGUCAACUGUGCUGGUCAGUGGGCAUACGAGCUGGGUCUGUCCAACGAGGAGCCGAUUAGUAUCCCGUUACAUGCCUGCGAACACUUCUACCUUCUGACUCGCCCCUUGGAGACCCCUCUGCAGAGCAACACACCAACUGUUGUGGAUGCUGAUGGAAGAAUUUAUAUUCGGAACUGGCAAGGUGGCAUCUUGUCUGGGGGCUUUGAGAAGACCCCGAAACCAAUUUUCACUGAGGGCAAGAACCAGCUGGAGAUUCAGAAUCUACAGGAAGACUGGGAUCACUUUGAGCCCCUGUUGAGUUCCCUCCUGCGCAGGAUGCCGGAAUUGGAGACUCUGGAGAUCGUGAAGUUGGUGAACUGCCCGGAGACCUUCACCCCAGACAUGAGGUGCAUCAUGGGCGAGUCUCCUUUGGUACAGGGCUACUUCGUUCUGGCGGGAAUGAACUCUGCUGGACUUUCGUUUGGUGGAGGAGCCGGAAAGUACCUCGCUGAAUGGAUGGUGCACGGUUAUCCCUCAGAAAACGUCUGGGAAUUGGACUUGAAACGUUUUGGAGCCCUACAGAGCAGCCGGACCUUUUUGCGCCACCGGGUCAUGGAAGUGAUGCCUCUGCUGUGUGAUCUGAAGGUUCCUCGUUGGGACUUCCAGACAGGGAGGCAGCUGCGCACAUCUCCUCUCUAUGACCGGCUGGAUGCACAAGGAGCCAGGUGGAUGGAGAAACACGGAUUCGAGAGGCCAAAGUACUUUGUGCCACCAGGCAAGGACCUCCUGGCAUUAGAGCAGAGCAAGACUUUUUAUAAGCCAGAUUGGUUUGAAAUUGUGGAGUCUGAAGUCAAGUGCUGUAAGGAAGCUGUGUGUGUCAUUGACAUGUCCUCUUUCACAAAGUUUGAAAUAACAUCCACUGGAGAUCAAGCAUUAGAAAUUCUACAGUACCUCUUCUCCAAUGACCUUGACGUGCCCGUGGGCCACAUCGUACAUACUGGCAUGCUCAAUGAGGGAGGAGGAUAUGAAAAUGACUGCAGCAUAGCACGCCUGAACAAGCGCAGUUUCUUCAUGAUUUCUCCAACUGACCAGCAGGUCCACUGUUGGGCCUGGCUUAAGAAACACAUGCCGGAAGACAGCAACCUGCUUCUGGAGGAUGUCACCUGGAAAUACACUGCUCUCAAUCUGAUUGGUCCUCGAGCUGUGGAUGUGCUGUCCGAACUGUCUUAUGCCCCUAUGACUCCAGACCACUUCCCAAGUCUCUUUUGCAAGGAGAUGAGUGUGGGCUAUGCCAAUGGGAUCCGGGUGAUGAGCAUGACUCACACAGGAGAGCCGGGCUUCAUGCUUUACAUCCCCAUAGAGUACGCCCUGCACGUGUACAAUGAAGUGAUGAGUGUUGGGCAGAAAUACGGAAUCCGGAAUGCUGGGUAUUAUGCUCUUCGUAGUCUCCGAAUUGAGAAGUUUUUUGCCUUCUGGGGUCAGGAUUUAAAUACCCUCACCACCCCGCUGGAAUGUGGACGCGAGUCUCGGGUGAAGUUAGAGAAGGGGAUGGAUUUCAUCGGUCGAGAGGCCCUGCUGCAGCAGAAGCAGAAUGGGGUGUACAAACGCCUCACUAUGUUCAUCCUGGAUGACCACAACACAGACCUGGACCUCUGGCCUUGGUGGGGAGAACCCAUUUACCGAAACGGGCAGUAUGCUGGUAAGACCACCAGCAGUGCCUAUAGCUACACUCUGGAGCGGCACGUUUGCCUGGGCUUCGUGCACAAUUUCUCCGAGGACACUGGGGAAGAGCAGGUGGUGACAGCAGAUUUCAUCAACCGCGGCGAGUAUGAGAUUGACAUCGCGGGGCAUCGGUUCCAGGCCAAGGCCAAGCUCUACCCGGUCGCCUCCCUCUUCACCCAUAGGCGCCGAAAGGAUGACAUGGAGCUAAGUGACUUGCACGGGAAAUAAUGCUAGGCAGUCUCACCUCCUUCCUGUCUUAGGAGCUUCUCUCUUGAUAUUCUCUCUUCCUGGUUUAACCGUUGCCUUCUGGCUCUUAAACUUUUUGCUUUGCAACCUCUCUUGUCCUUCCAUCUUCUCCUCCCUUUGUAGUUCCCCAUCUCCUGAUACUCAUUAUGGGCCAUCUGUCCCAUCCCUCCACCCGAUUCCUGUGGUGAGAGGAAGCAUAUCUGAUAGGCGGGACAGCAGCAGGCUCCACUUGUGGAAGUAGGUUAUGGUGACAGUCUGAUUUCACAUGCUGUGUCUCGAAGCAGAGGAAGCUGGUGGUGUGCCGGCCUCAGGGAGAGUGCACCUCUGUGGGACUGUCUUCUUGAGUAACCUGUUAACUGUGGUGGGUUGCUGUAUGUUUGAUACAGCCCUGUGGGAGUUUGUGCCUUUCAGCAGCUCAUGCUCCUGUUCCACUGUGCUGGGCUGGCACCCCGAUACCUCUAGCACGACUACGACCAUCUACCUCAUUGAUGAGGGGCAUUAGUGGAUGUUACCUGGUCUAUAGCAGAGAAAAAAUAGUUAACCUGGCACCAUCCCCGCACUCCUACAGAACCAGGUCCCAGUUCUCAGUAGGGCCAGGGCCACCUGCCUAUGAUUGUCUUCAUCUCUCGUUAAUCUCUGAUGAGGGGUUUGUUUAGCUAAAUAAACAAGCCACAGUAUUUGAAAGGGAAAAACCAGGUUGCCUUUUGUGUUGCUUCUCCCAGCUGAAAGGGUCUGACCUCAGAAAGGACCAACACUAAACAAUGCUGAGUGUUCUUCUUUAAAACAGUGCUGCUUUUCUUCCAGCUACACAAAGUUCAGUCACCCCAUUUUGAUUUUCCUCAUCAAUUCAGCCUCACCUGUCUCUGUAGCAACAGGCCCACUAGCUCAGCAAACAUUUCUCUCCCUGUAGGAAAGGGAGGGGCAGGCUGUCCUGAUCGAGUAAGCAAACCUUGCUGGGCAUGCUGACUUCAAGACAGCUACUGGGAUCCCAAGUUCCGCUUCCUCUGGCACAGAACAGAUAGAUCCACAUGGGUGACCCAUGCGAGUCCAGAGUUCUGAGUGUGGAGGGCAUGCGUUACAUGCACCUCGCAGACUGCUUUCCGUCCUUUCCCCAUCGAGCCAUCUGUCCGUAUCCUCUAGAAUAGAAAGUGACUUGGGGCCCCCAGGAGGGCUCUGCACAAUUCGAUGGUGUCUGUUUUCUAAGGGUGACACUUACAUAUCCAUCCCAACACUUAACUUUCCCUUGCACAUACGCUGCCCUAAUCUGAUUUUUUAAAGUGCAAACUGCUGUUAAGAGAUUUUAGCUAAUUAAACUUACUGUAGCCUUUGUUGUCUUGGUAUCUUAGAAGCAUUAGCUCUGAUAGGUCCACAAAUAUAUUAAAGAAGAUCCUCUCACUUUAAUAGAGUAACUUAAAAUUCUCAAGUGAGCAUUUGGCAUUUGUUACCCAAGCAGACGGGCUUCUUUUAGACAUUUCUUGCCAUUUCCCUAGCCAGACCACACUUAGUUGAUUUAUUAAGGGAGCAUGUGAUUAGAAUUGUUGGGGGGCUUCCUCAUUUUGGUGCAAAUGCGUAUUUAACCAGCUGAGAGAUGUUGCUUUUAGGCAGGGAGCGGUGUCACCCAACUGGAGAGCAGAGCAGUGAACAGCAACUGUGACGGCCUCGCAGAAAACAGCACUUGGCCAAUGCCAGUGUUACGAGCAGGGAGCCAGCUACUCCAGGAAGAUGGACAUAGGUGGUAGAGCUAAAGGUAUCCCACGCUCGGCACCAUUCCAAAGUCAUCUUUGUAACUGCAAAUUUACUUGGGAUUGAAUCUAGAAGAAAUUCUAGGGCUAUGCAUAAAUUUCAUGUCUGUAGGCAGGGGACACACUCCUAAGACUGGUGAGAUGGCACUCGUCUGGGGCACCACUUACUUACUGGGGGCCCCGAAGCAUUUAUCGCUCUGCACUUUAAAGUUCAUCCUUGAAGUCUCUUGGUUCAUUCAUAUAGAAGCAGUGUGAAUCUAGUAGUUUUCUGAAGGAGGUGACUCCCUCUUCUCACAUAACUGACAAUCAGAACAUCUCAUUCAUGUGUCAUUUCCAUCUCUUGGGCUGUGGGCUCACAAGUGUUUGCCUUGUGAAACAACUCACCUUUCUCUAAAGAUUCCAAGGUGUUCUGGACUCUUGUAACUGGGUGGCUAGACUUCAGUUUUACGUGAUGGGUUCUUUUCUCACUGAAGUGCUGUCUUGGGAGGGGGCUUCUGCAUGCUUCUGCUGUCCUGUCGUCAGCAUAUUCAACUGAAGAAUCUUUUUGAACCUAGAAACACAAAGUGUGUGAACCUCAACAGAUGAGACUCAGGGUUGCGAGUCUCCUGUGGGCCUUCUCCCUUGAAAUAUCUCAGCCCCUAGUUACUUAUGCCACAUGUGAAUCCUGUUUCUUGGCACUGCCACGGUUGUUUGACUUUCACUGAAGCUUGCAUCAGAAAGAUUUCCUGUCCACAAUGUCACUGAAGUCAGAAAAGCUCUAAUUCAAAAAGUGUUAAGAGCCAAAUGGGACAGAAACUCCCCCCUUGGGUAGCCCGUUUAUGUCCUUUAACUUACGUUGCAGUCACAUAGACUGCACAGGCAGGACAGGCUCUAGGAAAGAAGUGAAAACUACAUUUCUAGUGUUCUGGGGAGUCCCUGUACCCCCAGAUGUGAGCUGCUGUUCAGGCUAUGGACUCAGAUCCCAUUUCUGCAGGAGUAGAGCACACUUUCUCGUCAGGGGGCGUGAUGUCCCUGGAUUCUAUAACCUUGUGCAGACCAAGAGUUUUCCUGUGUCCCUUCUUUCCUAGGCUGUUCUUUCCAAGAAAGUAAAAUGUACAAAAUAACACUUCCGUUUCCUCCAUUACCUGCCUACGCAGUAUUAAUCUCCCCUACCACCUGCGGGGCAGGAGUGUUAGCUGCUUUAUAAAAGUGGUUUGGCAUCCCUGAAGAGAUGACUCAGCGCCUUGACUUCUGGCUCCUGGACACAUUUGCUGGCAUGAGUGAAUCUUCACUCUUUCAGAACUUGAGGCAGAUAAACGGGAAUCUUCUAUGACCUGUGGUCUUGGUUCUGACCCUGGAAGCCUGGGUCCUAGCAGAAAGACUGAACUGGUUUGCCGUCAGAAGUGAGCUACAGGUUUCACUUUUCGCUCUUUGUUGCUUCUUGGCCAGUAGUCAGCAAGGAUCCUCUUCAGUAUCUCAGAUAGAGAGUUGGUCGACAGUGCGUAAUACUGAAGAAUAACCUCAUUUCAUUUUCUUGCUGCACACUCUCCCCUUCCUCCCAGUCUUUCACAAACUUUGAUAGAAGCAGCAUUUUAUUAAUGGGAAAUUUUCAAUUUUUUAGUUUAUCAAUAGGAGAAAUUGUGAGAAAAGAAUGUCUAUCUCACAUGUCCCUUGCAGGUACAGGGAGUCAGGAGAAGCACAGCUGAGUGGAAGAUGUGGUAGUUGAAGUAGAUGUUCUAGGGCAGAUGAAGUACAUGUUGCAGGCAUUACCCACAGUGACCGGCGGUGAGCUGUGACCGGGCCGUGGGCCUGCCCGUCAGCGUCUCCUCCGCCUUCACGUUCAGGUGCUGAGUUGUAAGGCUCCUUCACGGUAAGGGGCUCGCAUUCGCAGUCCCUCAUCACUACAGAUGCACUAUUUUUCAGGGGGACUGAGUAUUUUUAUAUGUCUUUGCCUUCUCUUUGUCCAUUAAACACCAGUUGUUCUUUAUAUGAUUCUUGACUUCUCUGAGCAGUCUGCAUUCCUUGGAGAAUUACACAUUUCUCAUGGGCCAUUUGUCUCAUUUAGAUGCAGCUAUUUUUAUCCUUUGAAACCUUCUGCCUUCUCCUUUUUCUGUCUCUCAAGGACAGAAAUGACAAGAGGUGGGGCGGAUAUUUUUAGCAUGUUUCAAAAUCUCUGUGCCAGGAAUUCCUUGCACACCGAGAACUGGCGCUCAGAGCACCCCCUUUCUCCACGCCGGGUUCUUGUGCCUUAAACCCCAGAACGUCACUUGGUGGGUAGAGAGAGGAAGGACAACAAAGAAACUAACUCCAUUUCAGUGUGAGGGUUCCCAUCACCCCUCACAGCCUCUGCUUCCCAGAGCAGGUGGGUGUAGGGUACGAAGCUGUCACACCUCGUUUCAAUGAAGGGUUUUCUAGCUGGACAGUUCACUCCUUACUCUCUGGCCAACUACUGGGACGUAUCAAAGCGCCACUGUAAUUACUGUAAAGUGCUAUAACUCGUUAUUUGCAUUUGUAACUGUGCAGUCCUGUUCAGUCCUUUUCUGUCCCUGUGUAAGUUAACAUGUGGUCCUGAAGACGGUCAAUGCACGUAGGUGAAUGGGACCUUUUGUCAAGAGCCCUGAUGCUUUAGGCACACAGGGUGACCGAGCAUUUCUGCCCUCCGUGCACACAGUGUUAACGCUGUGCAUGGUUUUCUGAUCAAGCCAGAUUCCACUUGUGAUUUUUGUGUGUGUGUGUGUAUUACCUGGUUUGUUAAUGAAUAAACGGACAUUUUAAUUGCUCUUGCCA
Pteropus alecto (black flying fox) is the source of this 6458-nucleotide messenger RNA. It is a transcript of the gene PDPR, whose product is annotated as pyruvate dehydrogenase phosphatase regulatory subunit. The record is from RefSeq and is a predicted model, not a curated record. NCBI's taxonomy places the organism in Eukaryota, Metazoa, Chordata, Mammalia, Chiroptera, Pteropodidae. The annotation marks the transcript as partial. Gene Ontology annotation, molecular function: oxidoreductase activity; protein binding. The transcript is spliced from 13 exons. Gene Ontology annotation, cellular component: mitochondrion.